CGCGAAAUUUGACGAGUGGUUUGACCAGAACUCUGACCUGAUUCGGAUGAUUAACGAGCCGACACAAAGCGAAAAAGUAGUGAAAAACUUUCAAGUUGAUGAGGAAGUUCUCGCUAAAUGGACGGGUUCAAAGUUCUAUCCGGCAACAAUAAUCGAGAUACAAAACGAUUUCUGCGAGGUGCUUUUCGAAGAUGGCUACCAAAAGAAAGUCAAGUUGUCUGCACUGAAGAAGAUUCCAGCCGACUACGAAAGGGCCCAACUGCCAUCAGAUUCGGAGGAGGAACAGUCAGAGUACUUUUCUGUAAAUCCUAGCAAUCUCAGUACCUUUGCCUGUAAUAUUUGUAGUAAAGUCUUUCGUAAAGAGAGAUUUCUUCUUCAACACAUUAAGAACUAUCAUUCUAAGGAGGAGAAGAAAAGUGAACGUCAGCCAAGUUCAUCAAGUCAUCAUCGUGGACAGCGUAAGCAGCAGGGACAACGCAAUGCUGUAUCGUCUACUACCGCCAGCAC
Molecule: messenger RNA, 507 nt
Organism: Rhagoletis zephyria (snowberry fruit fly)
Lineage: Eukaryota; Metazoa; Arthropoda; Insecta; Diptera; Tephritidae
Source: RefSeq, a predicted model, not a curated record